This is a messenger RNA of Olea europaea var. sylvestris, 3767 nucleotides long. RefSeq lists its product as uncharacterized. The record is from RefSeq and is a predicted model, not a curated record. The transcript has 2 exons. NCBI's taxonomy places the organism in Eukaryota, Viridiplantae, Streptophyta, Magnoliopsida, Lamiales, Oleaceae. Bases 556 to 1128 code for a protein of 190 amino acids.
CCACGUCACGCCACAUCUUCUCUUCACUUCUCUUCUCUUUCCGUCACAAUAAUAACUGCUCAUCUGUAUCUCUCACUCUCAAACUUUUCCUUUUCCAUGAAAAACAGUUGCAAAAUCCCUCUCCCCAUCUCUUUUCUCUCUUAUCUGCAUAACUUUUGCAACUAAACUUAAAGAUGCUCUAGCAGUUUCCUGAUUUGCCUCUCUUUCACAUGUAUCCCUUUUCUUUUUCUUUUAUUCAAGUUUGAAUGGAAUGGAACAAAGCCAUACUUUAAAAGGGCUCUAAUUUGCAUGCCAUCAUUUCAUAAUUGUACGUAUUUAUAUUGUGUUUUAGCCCACUUCUCUUUUAGACCCAUUUUAGAACAACCUUUCAUAGUAAAAUUUUCCAUCACAAAUUCCAAAAAAACCGUUUCAAAGUGCUAGAAGUAAGCUGAUCGAAGGGAUAUUAUAGCCAGUUUUUGGGUUUAUAUUUCUAGUGAUUCUUGGGAUUGGUUUGAAUAAAUUUUAAAAAAUACCGUAAUAUAGAGUACAGUGAAAUUUAGGCAGUGCGUGGGGAAAAUGCCAAGGAAAAAUUUGAAUGUGGAUGGAAACUUUGGGGGAAGGCAGUGUAAAGUCAGAAAGAGAGGGAAUUCUUCGUCAUCUUCUUCAUCAUUAGUGAAGAAUUAUCAUUUAAAGCGUGCAAUUUUGAUGGGCAAAAGGGGAGGGUCAAGCACUCCAGUGCCAAUGUGGAAAAUGAGGAAUUCAAGAUCCCCAUCACUCAAAAAUGACAAUGCAUUCAAGAAUUUGGCACCAAAGGGUGCUGAAAAGAACAGAGAUUUCUCGGUAUCGGCCCGAAAGUUGGCUGCCACUUUGUGGGAGAUUGAUUGGUUUCCUUCAUCCAGAGUGAAAAGGGAAUAUUCGGAAGACAAAAUAAGUGUAGUAGAAAACGUUAGACAAGAAAGAAUUUCGAAUGCAUCCAAAUUGGAUCCAUUUCAUAGUGCUAUUUCUGAGAGAAUGGAUCCAGCUGAAGUGGGCUAUCAUCGAAGAAGAGCAUCAGCUGGUUCUCAAAAACUUCUGCUCGGUGAUUGUAAUUUAGCAAGCAAUAAUUCUCUUCAUACUUGCUUAAUAGAGGUAAGGCAAUUGUUUGCUUAAUAGAGGUAAGGCAAUUGCUCUUUUCCUUCGAAUUUAUCCAAUAUUUUGCUAUUACAUGUUAAAAUUUUUGUGUAUUUUCUAUUUUUUUGCCUUCAUUACGAGAAGAUACCAAAUAUUUUUGGCAAGUUAUGCAAAUUAGACUGAUGAAGAAAGCAAACAUUCUUGGCAAUGGUUUUUCUUGUAUCAUCAAGUGAAUUCUGGCAGAUUCAUUGCAGUUAAAGUACUCCAAGUUCUCUCCUAAAUUCGUGCUCUUCAAGAUGCAUAAUAAGUGGGGUAAUAGCCUUUGGAGCCACCUUUGGCCUACUAAGAAAUGAUUUCUCGUAAUGGGCAAAAUUUUCAGUUACCUCAACAGAACAGAGAACAUGGUUUAAUUUUCGUAAGGGUGCUACCAAAGCCAACAUGUUGAAUACUUUUCUUUAUAACAUUUAUCGACUUCUACUGUUCACGCUUUCUUCAGUUCCCUGAUCUUGAAGAUUUUGAGUAGUUCCUCAAUAAUAAACACCAAUGUUAUGUUUGACAAUGUGAACUUGACAGUAUUGGAUAGUAUUAAAGAAGAAAGAGAACUUUAGUUCUUGUUUAUUGAGUACCAUAACUUGCGCCACAAUUCUGACCUUUAACUUGAUGUGCUACACAAGGGAUGUUGUUGAUUAAACCGUAGAUUAUGCAGGUUGAUCAGACGACAUCUCACGGACGAAGUCCGUGUAGGCACAUAGUUGGGGUCAAAAGUCGUCUUAAUGAUGUACUUAAUGGCCUUACAACAUCUAAAGAACGGCUAAAAGUAUUAAGUCACGUUUGUCACCUAGAAGAGCAGCACUCUACAGGAUUAUCACUUGUCUCGGCCUUAAAAUAUGAGCUUGAUCAGGCGUAUGUUCAUGUCAAUAAAUUCAUUCAAGAGCAAAGAACAAACCGUAGUGAGAUUGAUAUCUUGUUGAAUUGGUUCAAAGAGGAAAGGGUAGUUUGGAAAAUUAAAGAACAAGAUAGGAUUCACUGAGCCGUUACAUCUAUUGCUGGUGAGCUCCAGAUAGAGAAGAGGCUAAGGCGACAAACUGAGAGACUGAACAAGAAACUCGGGAAAGAAUUAGCAGAGACUAGGGAAUCUCUUUCAAGGGCAAUGAAAGAGCUCGAGGGUGAGAAGAGGACAAGAGAGAUAUUGGAGCAAGUAUCCAAUGAGUUGGCCCAAGGCAUUGGAGAAGAUAGGGCUGAAGUGGAGGAACUAAAACAACAGUCAGCAAAAGUUCGUGAAGAGAUGGAUAAGGAGAGGGAAAUGCUUCAACUAGCUGAUGUACUGCGCGAGGAAAGAGUACAAAUGAAGCUUUCGGAAGCCAAGUAUCAGUUCGAGGAGAAAAAUGCUCUUGUUGACAAGUUGAGGAGUGAGCUCCAGGCUUAUUUAAAAUCGAAAAAUAGGCAAAGAAAAAGCUGAUGCCUCCCCAAGCUAUACAAAAAUAAAGGAGCUCGAAAAGUAUCUGAGAGAAACAUUGCCCAACUCGUAUCAACACCAAGAUAAAGAGAAAGAAGAUGUGAAAGCAUUAUAUAAAGAAGAACUUGAAGAUGAUGAUUCAGCUGAUAGCGAUCUCCAUUCAAUUGAAUUAAAUGUGGAUGAUAUUAACAAUAGCUUCCAAUGGGGCAAUGCUGUCAAAAAUGACAAAAGAAAAUUUUAGUCGAUACAGGUAAAGAGAAAAUGUCUCUUUCCGGAAAAUCCAAAAAUCUGACCAUUCCCUCGAAAGAAUGAUUAGCAAAUGGCCUAGAGUUGGAAUCAGGGGCGGAGCCAGGAUUUUAGUUCAGCGUGGGCAAAAAAAUUUCGAUGUCGAAUGUCGAGGUUUUGGUCAUGGAUUUAAUGACGCUAAAAAAAUAAAAUAAUAGUAUGAAUAUUAAAAACGACAUAAUUUAUAUAUUUUACUUGUUCCUUGCGAGUUUUAAUACUUUGUGCGAAUCAGAACUGUGACGCUGCAACAGGGACGAAUUCUCUCACUCACAGACAAAGGGUUGAAUUGAUUCAAAUGAAUGAAUGGGUUUGGGUCAAUUGAAUUUUGAGGGAAUGGAUCUAAUAGGGCUUCUCUCUCUGAGCCGGACAUCGUACAUUGGAAAAAAACUAUGGAUAUUCACUACUAUUGAUAUUUGAAACUUUAGAAGUGGGUUAAAAAAAUAAUAAUAUAAAAUAAAUAAAUAAAUAAAAUCUGCCCAGUGCGGUACAUGCAUUGGCUCCGCACAUGGUUGGAAUACACUGAUAAACAAAGAAUAUUUAGGCAGGUUUUACACGGAUCGAUCGUUAGAGUUUUCCUCACAGACUUGGAAAAUGAAUAUUGAAGAUGAGAUCGAGAGAUAUAUUAUGAUAAAAGACCUAAGAGACCGCAUUGUUUCUAGUUCCAGAAACGGAGCCUCCCACAAUUUGCAGAAUACACAUUCAAAGGAUUGACAGUGUUGCAGGAAGCUAUUUGACAUUGGCCAAAGAGUUUUUACUCAUUUUGUGGUCCUUCUUUGGCCUAAUGCAAUGCUUUUCAUAUCUUAAUAGAUUCAAAAAAUCUUUCUGUUGGCUCCUAAAUUUGCAAUCUGGCAUGCAAAAAUGUAAACAAAAUUUUAUUUUUGUCAUCCGCAUAAGCUAAUAAACAGUACAAAUCUGAUAUUCUGAUAUUUUGUGUAGU